Mytilus trossulus (common blue mussel) is the source of this 3746-nucleotide messenger RNA. Its product is annotated as protein grainyhead-like. Gene Ontology annotation, molecular function: DNA-binding transcription activator activity, RNA polymerase II-specific; RNA polymerase II cis-regulatory region sequence-specific DNA binding. Gene Ontology annotation, cellular component: nucleus. Gene Ontology annotation, biological process: regulation of transcription by RNA polymerase II. The transcript has 17 exons. Bases 217 to 3003 code for a protein of 928 amino acids. NCBI's taxonomy places the organism in Eukaryota, Metazoa, Mollusca, Bivalvia, Mytilida, Mytilidae. The record is from RefSeq and is a predicted model, not a curated record.
GCAGAAGAUAAUUGGUUUUUGUCCGACUGCUGUUGACACAACGUGGGACAGGUAGCUUCGUCUCACCUGACUAGGUAUAAACAUUCUGCCUUCGCGUUGGAAGUAUCCAAUAGGAACAUUGAACUGAAGUCUAUAUUUGUUAUUGAAGAAAAAACUGGUUCCAUAUACAAUAGUGUUAUUUUUGAAGACCUGCAAGACAAGUUUUCCAGGUUUAGAAUGAGCGGUGAUCAAAGCUCAUUCAGUGAAGCAGAUGAUACAAGCGAAGAACUCAAAGCCGGUCUUUCAGAAAACAACAACGUGCUAGAUAAAAAAGGACACAUUGAACAGGAUGGCCCACCGGACGAUAUCCGGGCAUUCUUCGGUCAUCCACUGGCUGCAACAACAUCUAUUAAUGGCGAAGACACACAAUCAUCCGCUGCCGCAUUACUACAUGAAUACAUUAACCUACCCGCCUUAGAUAAAAGUGGAUUGAAAAUAGGAGAAAAACUUCAUUUAUUACAAGAACUCAUUAGGGACAAAAAGGAGGACUUACAGGGAAGCGAUGGGUCGAAUGACUACAUGAGCGUCCUACAAACUGAAGUUGACAGAUUUUUUAAUAUGCAAGAAAUGCAGGAAAAAUCAAAAUCAGCAGACAUAGUCGCCACAAGCCAGGAGCUUGUGGAAACUCAGGGAAUUCUAGAAAAUGUAACGAAUAACAGGGAAGUGAGAAAUGAAAGUGACAUUGUGUUCUCAUCUGCAGAGGAUUUAUCAUCAUGUAUCACAACUAGUGCUUCAAAUCACGAUUCAGAUGACGUCAUUUAUACCACAUCAAUAGUGCAAUCCCAAACAUCUCCUAAACCAACAUCAGAUUCAUGUAUCAUUACAAACUGUGACAAAGUUCUCCCAAAUUAUAUCGAAUCAAUUAAACAUAAACACAAUGGAAGCAAACAUCAGAAUGAAAUACAAAGAAAUAUUUAUGAAACAAGACCAACUAAAACAAUUGUUAAAGCACUUUCAGAAAAAAUAAUGAAAAAUAAAGUAAGUCAGCAAGGCGUGACAAUGCCCCCGGGCAGUACAGUACCGUUGACUAAUGAGAAUAACGGUAUAUCUGCAAGUGCAAUAUCACGUGACGAUAGUGUGUCUGAUCCAAUAGAAAAACCCGAGGAGUUCCAAAAUGUCUCAACGGGUACUUUAACGGCGCCAAACACGGAAUCUCCAGUCACAACUUCGUUGACAACACAAGAUAAUAGUGAAAACAUGUCUCAUCGUUUAGGUUCACAUACAGUACUUGAAGUGGACCCUGUGUCCCUUCAUAUGUCAGUCGCUCAUAAUAAUUGUUAUCCAGAUAUGCUAGUGAACAAUUUGCAACAUUUAGUAAGUCUACAACAAUCUACAGGCAUUAGUAUCCAAGAACCAAUAACAACAACGCCAAUGAGACAGAACUCGUAUCCAGUAACGACAAACAAUUUCUACUCUCAGAACGCCAACUAUAUGUAUCCUCCAGUGACGUCAUCAUUAGAGAAUCAGGUAGCUGACAGAGAUAUAAUGUUGGAACGCUUUAUACAACAGCAACAGUUUUAUCAAGAACAACAGCAGCAACAUCAUCAACCAGCACAUCCACAGACGUACCCGUAUGCUACCAACAUAAAAGAAAACUACACAAUGAAAUCUCCUGAUAGUGGAUAUCACGAACCUUGCUUAUCUCCAACAGAACAACAGAACUCAUUGUUUUAUAAAAAGGAGGACAGUAAUUUCAAUGAGACGCCUGUUGCACCUCAGAAAACUGGAAAAAGACGGAAGUCGGCGCCAGUGGUAUUUCCUAAACAACGAUGGGCGUCGGACAAACUAACCGCAUAUCACCCGACGAUUCCAAAAUUAGAAAUUAAUCCGACUGGUUAUAAUUACUUUAUGGAUACUCCGAUCUCGACUUCAGUGCGGUUUGAUGAAGACAGAAUCACAUAUGUAAACAAAGGCCAGUAUUAUGCAUUAAGUUUGGAGUUUGCAGGGGACAGAAUACCGCCAUCACAAAUGGUUAAGUCAGUAAUCAUGGUUGUGUUCAGGGACGACAAAUCACUUGAGGACGAGAGGAAGGCAUGGGAAUUCUGGCAUUCACGGCAGCAUAGCUAUAAGCAGAGAGUCAUUGAUAUUGAUACAAAGGACAGCCAAGGUGUACAAGCCAGUAAUAUAAACGAGAUUGCAUUUAAUGCCGUGGCUGUCAAAUGGAAUCCAAGAGACUCAAAUGUUAAGGUAAAUGUGGCGGUACACUGUCUCAGCACAGAUUUCAGCAAUCAAAAAGGUGUCAAGGGGCUUCCAUUACACAUUCAGAUCGAUACAUUUGAAAAUCAAAAAGAUAUAUACCCUAUCCACAGAGGGUAUUGUCAAAUCAAAGUCUUCUGUGACAAAGGGGCUGAAAGAAAAACUCGAGAUGAGGAAAAGAGACGAACUGUUAGGACUAAAGACGGACAAGAAACAAUCAAACGAAAACGAAGCGAGAUGGAGAUGCAUUGGCCACCAUGUGAACGAUCAGCUUUCUACAGCAUGGCCGACUCCAAAACAUUUCCAGUUUUGUUUACCCCAGUCAGUAGUGAUCAAGAUGACAGCGUGAAUAAGGCAAGUCCUAUGAGUAUAGGUGUGACAGAUGAUGACGGAAACUCCAGUUUGACGAGUGCAGAAGGAUUUGAAGAUAUACUUUGUCCGCCUGCAAAGAGAAGCAGAACAGAUGCAUAUUAUCAUGAUCUCCCAAAAGUGUUAUUGUAUGUCCGAGAACACAACGAGACAAUAUAUACAGCACUAAUGCUACGCACACCAACUCUUCAAGGACUUCUUCAAGCUGUUGAAGAAAAGUAUAAAAUAGCAGCUGUUAAAGUCAAGAGUACUUACAAAAGAUCAAAGAAGGGAAUAUUGGUCCGAUUAGAUGACAACAUAGUACGACAUUACUCUCACGAAUCUACGUUUGUUAUAGAACUCAAUCAAAUGAACGAUGACAAGGACUAUGAAAUCAUUCUAUCGGAACUGGAUGUCUAGUUCCCUAUCAUGUGACAUUAUUCCAUUUCAUACAGUGCUGAAUUGUUGAAUUUACGUGUUUAUUUGGGACUAUGGUUGGUGGGUUGGUGCUAAACAAGCAUAAUACUAUGAUAAUCUAUGACAUAUGAAUAUGACAAUGUGACAUACUGCUGACAGCAGAGAUCUCUAGUCUUUCUUGUUCCAUUUUUGUGGCAUUAUAUACUCCUUAAUGAGGAUUUAAACGGGUACAGUGCAUCAACAAAAUAUCUAGUCUGAGAUCCUGGCUCACAGUUUUACACAACCGACGUGAAACAUAUAUUGGGCCGGGAUACCAGGCUACAAAAUUUUCAGAAUCAGAAUAAUAUACUGAUCUUAUGAUUCCCUGUUAAAUUACACUUUAGUGUUCAUAGAAGAAUUAGAAAACACAUGAAACAUACCCGUUUAGACCCUCUUUGUUCGUCUAAAUCUCUUUUACAAUACUCUUUGUUUUCUAUUGAAGAAUUGUUUAUACCAAAGUUGAUAUUUGUUUUGUCUAUGUUUGUUAAUGUUUUUGUACAGAGAAUGUGUAUAGUUAUUUUUGUACUUUUUAAAACCUGAGGUACGGUUAUUUGUCUCAAUUCAUUGUACAUUGUAUAGAUAUAUCAUUCAUGUCACAUUCCUUAUAAGCAAUAUUUUGAGUUUGGUCAGAUGAAUUAUACGACCAAAAUAUAUUUAUAACAGGGUAUGAAAUUGAAAAAGAAUCAAAAUUAAAAUAUGAAAUUAUA